Neofelis nebulosa (Clouded leopard) is the source of this 954-nucleotide messenger RNA. Its product is annotated as olfactory receptor 10H3-like. The coding region runs from base 4 to 954 and encodes 316 amino acids. Gene Ontology annotation, biological process: G protein-coupled receptor signaling pathway. NCBI's taxonomy places the organism in Eukaryota, Metazoa, Chordata, Mammalia, Carnivora, Felidae. Gene Ontology annotation, cellular component: membrane. The record is from RefSeq and is a predicted model, not a curated record. The transcript has a single exon. Gene Ontology annotation, molecular function: olfactory receptor activity; G protein-coupled receptor activity.
CCCAUGGCUGGUCAGAACUAUAGCAUGGUGACUGAGUUCAUCCUCGUGGGAUUCUCUAACUUCCCACGGCAUCUCCUGCCCGCUUUGUUCCUGCUGUACCUGCUCAUGUACCUGUUCACGCUGUUGGGGAACCUGCUCAUCAUGGCCACAGUCUGGAGCGAGCGCAGCCUGCACACGCCCAUGUACCUCUUCCUGUGCGCCCUGUCCACCUCCGAGAUUCUGUUCACCGUUGCCAUCACUCCUCGCAUGCUGGUUGACAUGCUCUUCACCCACCGCACCAUCACCUGGGCGGCCUGUGCCAGCCAGAUGUUUUUCUCCUUCACAUUCGGCUUCACCCACUCCUUCCUGCUCAAGAUCAUGGGCUACGACCGCUACGUGGCCAUCUGCCACCCCCUGCGCUACAAUGUGCUCAUGAGCCCCCGUGGCUGUGCCCGCCUUGUGUCCUGGUCCUGGGCCGCUGGCUCAGUCAUAGGGAUGAUGUCGACCCUGAUAGUUUUUCACCUCACCUUCUGUGGGUCUAAUGUGAUCCAGCAUUUUCUAUGCCAUGUGUUUUCCCUCUUGAAAUUGGCCUGUGGGAAAGAAACAGCCUCCGUCACCUUGGGUGUGAUCCUGGUGUGUGUCUCAGCUCUGAUGGGCUGUUUAUUCCUCAUUGUCCUCUCCUAUGUCUUCAUCGUGGCCGCCAUAUUGCGGAUCCCCUCUGCUGAGGGCAGGCACAAGACCUUCUCCACAUGUGUGUCCCACCUCACGGUGGUCAUUGUGCACUACAGUUUUGCCUCCAUUAUCUACCUCAAGCCCAAGGGCCCCCAUUCUAUGGACAGUAACACCCUGAUGGCCACCACCUAUAUAGUCUUCACCCCCUUUCUCAGCCCGAUCAUUUUCAGCCUCAGAAAUAAGGAGCUCAAGAAUGCCAUAAAGAAAAGCUUCCAGAGAAAAUUCAGUCCCCUCAGCUCCUGA